Molecule: messenger RNA, 2475 nt
Organism: Physella acuta
Lineage: Eukaryota; Metazoa; Mollusca; Gastropoda; Physidae
Product: arsenite methyltransferase
Biological process (GO): arsonoacetate metabolic process; toxin metabolic process
Cellular component (GO): cytosol
Molecular function (GO): arsenite methyltransferase activity
Source: RefSeq, a predicted model, not a curated record
UUAACGUGACAUGCCAACAUUAUUUUUCAAGUAACGGGAAAAACGGGAAGAGUAUUUUUAGAAAAUGUGAAUCUUCCGUAGCAGUCCGCAAAGUAAUAAAUUGAAGAAUUUUAUCUCUACUUAUUCUCUAGCCUGGGUCUUGCUUAGAAUCUUUAGAGUUUAGACCAAUAAUUAAUUACAAUUGUUCUAAUAAUACAAUAUUGUUUAAGAAAUGGCUGAUGCAGCAGCACCAAACAGCCUUAAUACUGAAGAAGUAGUAAAAAAUUAUUAUGGAAAGAAAUUAAAUGCAUCCUCUGAUUUAAAGACAGGCGCAUGUACAUCCCAACCUUGCAAGUAUCCUAAAUUUAUCAGAGAUGCAAUGAGUCUUGUCCAUGAAGAAGUUACUUCAAAGUAUUAUGGAUGUGGGCCUGUAUUCCCUCCUGCUUUAAAAGGAGCAUCUGUUCUUGAUUUGGGCAGUGGUAGUGGCCAGGAUUGCUAUAUCCUCAGUAAAUUAGUCGGUCCUGAUGGUUCUGUUACUGGGCUAGAUAUGACUGAUGAACAGCUUGCUGUUGCUAACAAAUACAUUGAUUACCACACUCAACUGUUCGGUUAUUCCCAACCUAACAUUAGCUUUGUUAAAGGCUAUAUGGAGAAAAUGGAAGAAGCUGGUAUAGAGAAUAAUAAGUUUGACAUCAUUGUAUCAAACUGUGUUAUCAAUCUUUCGCAAGACAAGAGAGCUGUACUGAAAGAAGCUUACAGGACACUGAAGACUGGUGGAGAACUGUAUUUUAGUGAUGUUUAUGCUGAUCGUGAUUUGCCACCUGAAAUAAGAAACCACGAGGAAUUGUGGUGUGAGUGUGUUGUUGGUGCAUUGUACUGGAAAGAUUUGUACAAACUGGCAAAAGAGAUUGGCUUUUCAACUCCUCGGCUUGUAACUGCUGGACUGUUUUCAAUAGAUGACAAAGACUAUAAAGAUUUCUUGGGAGAGGCCAAGUUUGUUUCUGCAACAUACAGUCUCUUCAAGCUUCCAUCUGAGCCUGUUCCAGAAUCAACUGUAGUUUAUAAUGGAGAAAUUGAAGGCUACGAGGAACAAUUUGCAUUUGAUCACGGCAUCACAUUUAAGAAAGGGGAAGAAUGCCAUGUAAAGCCUGAACUGGCUAACAUACUCACUAGUUCACGAUACAGGACAUAUUUUAGCAUAAGCCCUGGUGAAAAGGGACCAUGUAAAUGUGCAAAACUGGAUAAAGAUCCAUUUGAUUACUGUACUGAAAGAGGCAACAAAAAGGGUUGUUGCUAAUAACAGUAACUAACACAGGCCUUUAAUAUGUGGUGAAUGUGAUUUGAUACUUGGAAUCAUCUCUAAUUUGUGAACAUUUUUAUUUAUCUUUAAUUCCAAAUAAUUGCCUUUGGUAAUUUAUAAUUUGAUGUAUUUUAAGGUAAUAAAAAAAAAGUACUAAAUAAAUUAUUCAUAUAUUCUUAAAAAUGCAAGCCAUACUUAAUGAUUAAAUGAAUUUGUUAAUAAUCAUAACCCUUCAUUUGUAACAUUUUCUCUUCAUAAAUUUGGUUCCAGUCUAAAGAAAAGAUUGUUAAAAGAAUUUAGGUCUAUUGAAACUUUUAAAAUUCUGAAACAUCAUUUUUUUUUCUGUUUUCAAUUGUAUUUGCUUCAAACAUAAAAUCUUCAGCUCCUUUCUUCAUUUUUAUUUUUUAGCACAAUGUUUAGCUCUGAUGUCAUAUUUUGUUCUGGCAUAUGGAUUGGAUAGUUUUUAAGAUUAUUAUUUUUUAGUAACUCCUGUUUGCUUUUGUCAUGGAUUUUAUUUCAAGAUGUUGACACUUCAUUGUUUUACAUAAUAUGAUGUGACUAAACCACAGUUUAGCAUGUAUGGGUUUAAUAAUCUGUAAGUCCAAUAAGAAAAUGAUUGCCUUGUUCAUAUUAACAAUGAAUUUGUUAUUAAUGUUUUACUAAUUAAUACAUUGUUAUUAAUAAUGUUAUUAAUUCACAAUCCUGAUUUAUCAUAAAAACUUAACUGUUACCAUUCCAGUUAGUUCUAAGAAAUAAUCAAUAUCAUAAAAUGUAAGCAGUGUUUCUUUUAGCCGCAAAAUAGAAAAAGCUUAUCUUCCCUGAGAAAGAUGUCUGGAUGAUAUACUGAACUUAGGCAACUAAAUGGGAAAAUAAGUUUUCUAAAUCAAGACAUGGUACUGGUGAUUUUACUGCAUGCCUCAAUCAGCCUACCAUUUUGUGUAAUUUGAUAAUUAGUGUUGCAGAGUUAAUUCAAUUUUAGAAUAGCAAUGCAGUACAAUAUUUUUUAAAAAAUUGUGUUAUUACAAAGUCAUAAAUGUGGAAUAAGAUCCUUGUAUCAACAACCAAAUGUUGUAAUCCAUUGCUUACGUUAGAACAAUCUUCUUUAAAAGUUUCCAUUGCAAUUGAAGACCUUCAGAGAUAAUUAAAAAUAGUUACUAAGAAAACACAGACCAUGUAAUAAAGUUUAAUAAAACUUC